UUAAAAUAUAACCUUAUCUCUACUUAUGUCAAAGAGGGUGUGUUAUUUUAGUUUAUUUUUAAAUUAUUUUGAAUUAGUAAACUAUUGAAGAUGGCUAAAAAUACAUCCAGUUCGGCUUUCAGAAAAAUUGAUGUUGAUCAAUACUCCGAAGAUAAUUUUAAAGAAGAUGACACUGACGCCGGAGCGUCAGUUGGUCCAGAUGAAAAUGAAGUUAAUAGUUUACUUCAAAAAGGAAAACAGUUGGAUGCAUUGAAGGUUGUUCUAAAUAAUGCCCCAUUAGGUAUAAAAAAUCAGCAAAUAAAAGAAAAUGCUUUCAACUUAGCUUUUAAAGUUCUGAUAGCAAUAAAACCAUCUCAAAUAGAAGAAGUAGUUAAUUCUCUAGAUGCAGAUUCACUAGAUACUUUAAUGAAAUAUGUAUACAAGGGAUUUGAAUAUCCUUCAGAGGGAAGUAGUGGACAUUUAUUAUUGUGGCACGAGAAGAUUUAUAAUAUAGCAGGUGUGGGAUGCAUAGUGAGAGUAUUAUCAGAUACAAGAAGGAUAUGAACAUAUGGUUUAAUGCGCUUAUUUCAGUAUGUCACAAUAAACAAGCUACAUUAUUAAUAAACCAUACAUAUUACAAAACUUCCCAUGUCCAAUUAACUAUAUUUAAUUUUAAUAAACUUGAAAAUUAUUGAAA
Diorhabda carinulata is the source of this 676-nucleotide messenger RNA. RefSeq names its product actin-related protein 2/3 complex subunit 5-C (gene Arpc5). The transcript is spliced from 3 exons. NCBI's taxonomy places the organism in Eukaryota, Metazoa, Arthropoda, Insecta, Coleoptera, Chrysomelidae. The record is from RefSeq and is a predicted model, not a curated record. Gene Ontology annotation, biological process: Arp2/3 complex-mediated actin nucleation; cell migration; regulation of actin filament polymerization. Gene Ontology annotation, cellular component: actin cytoskeleton; Arp2/3 protein complex; cytoplasm. The coding region runs from base 91 to 543 and encodes 150 amino acids. Gene Ontology annotation, molecular function: actin filament binding.